GUAGUGUGUGCUUCCUGUUGUGAGGUGAGCGGUGGGUCUGACAGCCUUUGGUGUUACGGCGAGGAGGAGUCCACAGAAUGGAAAUGAAAAGAUGGAGGUGAAACACCUGUAGUAUCUGAAACCCAGAGGCACAACUGAACCAUGAAACUCGCCACUGUGGCCUUUUACGGGUUUGCUCUGGGGCUUCUGGCGGUCGGCCUGCGAGAGUUGCUGACUGGCUCCGAGGAGAACAGAUGCAGCAUGACCUACAUGUUUGAAUACCCGGAGUACCGGCGUGUGUCUCUGCCUCGCCGCGUGGCCAGACUGUACCCAGCGUACGGCCUGUACCUGUACGGAGAGGGUGUGUACGCCCAGGAGACCCGAGCGCUCAAACUCACCGGGGCCCCUGUGCUCUUCCUGCCUGGAAAUGCAGGCAGCUACAAACAAGCUCGCUCCCUGGGCUCUGUGGCCCUGAGGAAGGCUGAGGACAUGGAGGGAGGUCUCCACUUCAACGUGUUCACGGUGGACUUCAACGAGGAGCUGGUGGCUCUUUACGGCGGCAGUUUGUUGAGGCAGACACACUUCCUGCACGAGAGCAUUAAAGCCAUCCUCAGGCUAUACAAGCACCUGAAGACCCCCCCUCAGAGUGUGGUUCUCGUUGGUCACUCCAUGGGGGGGGUGGUGGCCCGGGCGCUGUUCACCCUGCCCCGCUUCAACACCAAUCUGGUGAGCCUCAUCAUCACACAGGCCUCCCCCCACCUGGCUCCAGUGCUGGCCCUGGACCCCUACCUGCUGGAUUUCUACUCUGCAGUGAGACAGAAGUGGGUGAACCAGGCCAAAAAGCUCAGGAAUGUCACAGUUUUGUCUGUUGGGGGUGGUUACCGUGACUACCAGGUCCGCUCCGGCCUCACAUCCCUCCCUUGUCCCCCAGGAGACCCCAAUAAGUUGUCACUGGUGGCAACUGCAGUUCCCAGGACCUGGGUGUCUACUGACCACCUGUCCAUCGUUUGGUGCAAAGAGCUUGUUCUUGCUACUGUCAGGGCAUUAUUCGACCUCAUCCAUCCUGAAACCAGACAGUUCUCAGUAAACCCAGAGAAGAAAAUGGCUGUCCUGAGCCAUCACUUCAUCAGACACCCUGUCAGGAUGCUGGAAGAAACUCAAGAAACCUCCGUCUCCAUCUCAGAUUUUCCUGAAUCAUGGAGUGAAGUUAACACACUGCGUCUGGCUUACAGCACACCAAAGGAAGGACAAGUCAAAUACUUUCUGUUUGCCCUGUCGAGCCGCAGGAAAGCCUACAGCCAUUUCUACUGCCGGAGCAACAACCUGGAGAUGAGUAGCUGGGUGUACGGCUGUGUGAACGCUUCUUCAUGUGUGCAUACAGUGGAUCUGUCCACAGGAACUGAGCUCCUGCCACCCUACAAGGUCCUCGUUCUGAGUCUCAGCAACUUGUCUUCAGUUACUCAUCUGCUUGUUUCUGCCUCCAACCUCAAUGGCAAACAGUUUACAGUGGAGUGCGAGUGGCAGAGACAAGAAUCUCAGACUCUGUCUGUCCCAGCACCACAUGUCCUGUCCUUUGGUCUGACUGCCAGUGAUGUUUCUGUCAACUCCUCUGGACUUCUUCACAUCAUCCAGCUGCAGCACUUCCACCAGGUCUAUCAGGCUCUGAGGAUUAAUGUGGCAAGCCAGUGCAAAGUACACAAAGAUAGACUGCCCAACGUGUACAGAAUACAUGUCCCGUGGUUUGGAGAGGACUCUUUAACCACCGCCAGUGUGCCGUCAGUGACUGAGAUCUCAGGGAUGCUACACACAAGUCGUCCAGACAACAGCUCAGGUGUCUUACUUCUGCUUCACACUGCCCCCAACUGCCAAUAUAAGGUAUCAGUAAGGACUUCAUUACCCCGGGUGUUGGGACAGAUACUGCGGUUCUGUGGUCCUAUGGUGCCUGUGUACACAGCUGUUACCCUGCUCCUGGCCUGUAGGGGGCAGCUGUGCUCCAUCCUGAAGUCCAGGCGCUCUGCAGACAUGAGCCAGGCGGUGGGCAAAGGCCUGCAGCCCCAUCAAGUCAAUCUGCCCGUUUAUAUUCUGCACAUGUUACUGAGCUGUAGCUGGUUUCAAGAUGUCUGGUCAGUUCUCUACCUCCCCCCCAUGGAUGCCCUCCCCUCAACCACACCUGACAUGACAUUCCAUGAGGGUGGGGUACCAGUUGAAGAAUGGCCCCACCCCCUGUCCCCUCUGUUUUACAUCUGGGGGGCCGCUGUGGCGUUCUGGGGAAGUGCACUGCUGCGUCUCAUCGUGAGGCUGAUCUCUCUAAUACUGGCUCCACUGCACAGACCAUCCGUCUCUAGAGACUGCGGCACUCUGCCACGGCGGACCCUGCUCCUCAUCACUCUGAGCCUAACUGUUAUGGGGGGGGUAUCCUGCGGGGCGCUGUCUAUCUUUGCUGCCUUUCUGCUCCAUCUUUACAGAGUGCUGAGGCUUCAGAUGACAGAAAGAUCCUUGAGUCACAUGUUAAAUCUGGCCCCCCGGCAGCACAAGGAAGCAGAGAACGGCUCGGUGGAGGGAGACUCUCAGAGCAGGUCUACAGAAUGUAAUGGCGCCCCCCUGCUGUCUGAGUGCGCCCUGCAGGAGGUGCGGGAUGACUUACAGCUUCACCUCUGCCUGUCGGCGCUCUUCACGCUGCCUGUCAUGCUUAUCGCACCCUCACUCAUCCACUGGAUCCGCAACCUGAGGUAUUCCCCCCAGUUGGACCCUGACCCUUGUUGGCCGCUCUCGGUGCCUCUAAUUAUUGUGUACAUGCUGCUUAUAAACUGCAACACUUUAAAACUCAGCAACAGUAAACUCCUGCCUCUGACAUCCUGCAUCCCGCUCCCUAUGUCCAUCGCCAUGGUGACCUUCUCUCCACUCCACCUCUACAGAGUCAGCUACUUCCUGUUGGCGGCGCUGGUCCCUCUGGCCUCGUGUGUUCUGCUCUGACGGUAUCUGUCUGCUUUCAGUCCACAUCUCCACCAUAACAAGCCUUUCUCUGGAUUACAGCCCGCCUCCCUGCUGCUGCUCCGGACCCAUCUGUUCUGGAAACACGCGCUCUAUCUAGCUGCCGUGGAGCAGAGCCAUAGACAUACAUAGCUUGGGAACUGUCCGCUCGAUGUUAGCACUAAAAGCCCCAUGGAAAUUACUCAAUGUUUUGGAAUGGGAGGAUGUAAUGACCCUGGAGCAUUUGGUGCGAAUAUGGCUCCAAACGAAGGAUUGACCUGAAACCAAGUUUGCCUUACUCUGUAUUUCUAUAGCUCUGCCUUCAAGGAGCAUUAACUCCACUACCAGUGAAGCUACUGAUACUAGAGAAUCUCAACAGGGUGUUACUGUUCAAAUAUGUUGUUGUGUUUGUGUGGUUUCUACGGUCUACGGUGGCAUAGUUCGCUGCGGGCCCUACACUGUACACUGCUUCACUGCCUACUGCUUAGCGAUGACUUGUGUUCUCUUUACCGAACGACUGUCCUAGCACUGCCACCAAACCUGUGUACACGCUCCAUAGGACAAUCCAAAGUAAUCAUGUUUACAUCCCCCCCAUAUCCAGAACAAUGACAGCCAAUGGAAGUUGUGCACUGGAGAAGGCUUUGGUGCAUGUGCAGGUUCUGAUGUGACUCUUUGUGUAAACAUGUCAUUGGCACCGCUGCAGGGCUUGAUCCGGAGAGCUCCGUGUGAGACCGUCUGCAGUCUGUUUUGAAGUGCCACACUUGCACAAAUUAGGAUUAGGCCAGGAGUUAAUAGAGGAAUUGGGAGAUAAAGAUUCUAAACAGACAAAUGAUCAACUGGGGCUGGGACAAAUGAUUCCUAUUUAUUGAGUGUUUAUGUCAGAGACACACAGUCACAUGGUUAAAUACAGACGGUGCGUCGCUGAGAUUAUGUUGAUGUAAAAUCAUGAUAUGGUCCUUGGUGUUUUGAUACGAUGCAGCUGAAGCUGUAUGUUGUUUUUGAUGAAGUUUAAAAAGCAGCUUACUUACUUCCUCUAAGCCUCGGAUUUAUGUCCAUUGGAGGAUUAUGGGAUGUCUGUUCAGAAUUGCAGCUGAUGUACAGUAUGAUUGGAGCUUCAAACUGCACUUGGGGGUUACUGAGAGAAGUGAGUUGUAUGUCAUGGUUACUGUAAUCCACUGUGUACAGGUGAAAACUAAAGACCAAGGAAACACCACCUUUUUGUCUUACUUUUUUUAUUUGGUUUGAAAUACCUUUUUCCGAAUCGCAAAACUACCGGUCUGUUUCUAUCUUCUGUUUUUAAAUGCUUUUACUUGAUGUGUAAGAACACUUGGAAUUAUUUUGACGAUUUUUAGGAGCAAUUAAGAGGCUAGAGUUAUUCUUUAUCUUUGUUAUUGUCAACAACCAGUUUAAUACUCAACCUCAAGCCCAUUGCUCCCUCCUGAUGAAAUCAUGAAAGGCUUGGUUAUUUCUUUCAGAAGCUGCCACUGUAGUUUAAAGGAAACGAAGCAUCCGGGUGGAAAUAGUGCAUUUGUUGGGCACUAUUUUCAAUGUUCAAUUUGUUAGCAGGAUGGUGUAUGUGUGUGCGAUGAUGGUAAUGAAGGACUAUGGUCAGCCAUUGCAACAGUGAACUCUAUGGCACAGUAUCAGGCUGUUACACACACACACACACACACACACACACUCUAUGGAGUUGCUUGUGCUCUUCCAAUGGGAUUGUUGACAGCAGGAGAAACAAUGGGAAAGAAUCUGACUAUUUCUCUUUGACUUUAAGUCUCUUUAGUGAUGUUAAAGGAUGUCACAUGAUGAUAAAGGAUGUCACAUGAUGAUAAAGGAUGUCACAUGAUGUUAAAGGAUGUCACACGCUUUUGGAUUUAUUUUGCCUCGAUUGCUUCACAACAUCAUUAUGAUUGUUGUGAUGAUCAGUGUCUUAGGCCUAUCAUUUGUUUAUUUACAGCAUGUGGGUCACAUGACGGUGAUUGAUCUCCCACAGCUGAACUAGAGUUGGAUUUCACAUUGUGUGUAUGUAAUGCCUCUGUGUUCAGGUAUUGUGUAUUUCUGCUUUGCUUUAAGGGAGACACUACAGGUGAAGGGUUGACCUUUUAACAUGUCCAUAAUAGGGACAUUUUAUUUUUUCAAAUGUGCAAAUUAGGCAUUUUCUCAUUCAGCGCGUUCUAAUUUGAAUACAUUUCCGGAACAGAAGUGUGACAUUAGAUAAUGCCAGGUUUAAAAUCCAUUGAUUGAUUUGACAUUUAAUAGAGUUGUGUAGGAUGUAUCUUUGUGUCACUCCAUAAGUCAGAAAAUACUAUCAACCGGUACAUCAAAUAAUCCAUUUUGACCUUGACAGUAAAGACAGAAAUGACACUAUGACAUUUGGUGUAUGUAGAUCAGAGCAUGAGAAAUAACGUAUUUUUAAGAAACAGUUUUUAAGAUAUUGUACAUUUCCAGCGCCUACAUUUUGCAACACAGUACAGGCGAUAGUGUAACACAUAGAUGAUCACCUACAUGAAGACAUUUGCUUUGUUUAAAUAUAAACAAGGCAUUAUCUUAAGCAACAUGUUGGGUCAUUUAGGAGAAAUCUACAGAAACAAAUGGACAAAGUUAGUCAAAGUGUCUUUUCUGGAUGUUUUCUUGCCACUAGUCUGAAAGAAGACGUGUAAAGUAGCUGAAAGUGAUUUCCUGUAGUGUCUCCUGCAGCUGCUCAGCUCUCAUGUUGCUGAGCAGCUGCUGUGCCUUCCUGCUGCUGAAUGCAGCGCUGCUGCGCCCGGCCCACCGUCAGGCCUCAGCAGCAGUGUCUUAGUGAAAUGAUACAGGUCUACAGUGUAUGAUUUCACAUGUGUGUGGAUCUAUAGAACUAAAGAUAACUUCAUCAGGGACCAAUACUUCUUGCCCCUGCAGUAAGCACAGUCAUGAGUCAGCAUUCUCUGCAGAGACACCGCUUCUGUCCCCGAUGAGAAUGUCCCGGCACAGAAUGUCUUUGUGUGUCUAUGAAUUGAUUACUGGUGGCGUAAGUGGUCAGCGUUUCUGUGCACGUGUCUGUUGGGUGCAGUUUCAUGGUCGGCCUCUUUGUAGAUUGGUGGUACACACUACUAGAAGAAAUGAGUUGAGAUUAGAUGUGUUUUUAUAUCAAUAUAAAUGUGAUUAUAUCGGUGUUCACUGUGACAUGAUGUUUCACAUUUUUUACAUGAGGGUCUUGAUUCUAAACUGAUAUACUAUCACUUUGGCAUUUUCUUUUUUAUAUUCCAUCAGAAGAAAAUAAUCUUUCUUACUCACAAGAUCCUUUUUGAACCUUAUUGUCACUGACAAUGUGUCAAUUUGUCAGUUACUCACUUGAUUUAUGACAAGGAAGUAAAGAGUAAAUGAUUGUCCAAUAAGUCUUUACAGUAUGAUACCUCAGGCAGGCAUCUUGUUACUUUAUCAUCUUGUCAAUAAAAUCUACAUUAUACAACGUACAGUAUGUUUAAAAAACAUUUCCUACAGACCAAGUUCAGACCGAGAUUUGACGGGCUUUGUGUCAAAUCACAGUUUAACUUACUGAAAAGAAUGACUCAGUCAAACCAAAUCCCUUUUUAGAACAGAACAUUUGAACGGAUACAAUUUCCCUUGUGAAAUGUAUUUCAGUGUGGAAUCAGUCGUAAACAUGCUCUGGUGUUCUCAGCACAAACAUCCUGAUUUAAGGCUGUAGUACAAUACCACAAUAACACAUACACACGAUAAUGACAGCCAACGAUGAAUCAGUCAUUUUCUUUACCAAGUAACCUAGCUGAUGGUUUAUCUAGUACUAUGGGAGUCAAAGUAAUAUUGUUCUGUUACUACCGUUUCUAAGUGCUUUAAAGUCCAGUAACCCUAUCAUGUGUCUUUAUUCAGCCUCUGCCUACAGUGACUUCAAACCUGUAACCUCCUGCCAGCUCGUCCUUGUUGUGCACAAUAAAGUGUCCUCUGACCUUAAUAAUAACCUGGCAGAUGAAGGAAGUGAAAAUGUACCAUAUCUGAGGGAAGGUUUAUUUUUUGUGUUGAGGCUUUGGUGUGAGAGAAUGUUCUUCUCAGGUUUAAGCAUUAUUGUGUCAAAAGUGACUGCUUUGAUGUUUUUAUAUUUCUCACAUUUUUAAUCUGAUGUCAUUGUAAACGGUCAAACUGUGCAAUUUCUGGCACUAUUGUUGUUACAAUAAAACAAAAAAUAUAUAA
Molecule: messenger RNA, 7131 nt
Organism: Gymnodraco acuticeps
Lineage: Eukaryota; Metazoa; Chordata; Actinopteri; Perciformes; Bathydraconidae
Gene: pgap1
Product: post-GPI attachment to proteins inositol deacylase 1
Exons: 26
Coding region: 142-2952 (936 amino acids)
Biological process (GO): GPI anchor metabolic process; endoplasmic reticulum to Golgi vesicle-mediated transport
Cellular component (GO): endoplasmic reticulum
Molecular function (GO): phosphatidylinositol deacylase activity
Source: RefSeq, a predicted model, not a curated record